Molecule: messenger RNA, 1455 nt
Organism: Jatropha curcas
Lineage: Eukaryota; Viridiplantae; Streptophyta; Magnoliopsida; Malpighiales; Euphorbiaceae
Product: two-pore potassium channel 1
Biological process (GO): potassium ion transmembrane transport; stabilization of membrane potential
Cellular component (GO): plasma membrane
Molecular function (GO): outward rectifier potassium channel activity; potassium ion leak channel activity
Source: RefSeq, a predicted model, not a curated record
GGGAUGUGGAGACGUUGAUUCUACAAGGUAUAGGAAGGAACUUUCUGGGAAAUUUCUCCAUUAAGCACUAGUUUAAAUACAAUGAAGAUCUGCUUCAAGCAGUAACUCUAAUUCUGCAGUUGCUUCUAAAUCUCUUUGGAAGGCCAAUUUUAGGAGGUUCUCCUCCAAAAAUUAUAUCUUAAUAGCAUCCAACGGCGCAAAACAGUCCUUGAUGUCUGGACCAGUGAAUCCUACUCCACAAAAAGAUAAUGCAUAUGUUCCUAUUAGAAGAUUUCGCGUUCUAGAGUUAGUUCCUCCAGCUUUUGGUGGCAAGGGUUCACUUAUUCCAAGUCCUGGAUCCUUGUUUAAGAGUCUCCACCCAGGUCUUAAGGAAAUGGCUGUUUGCUUAGCUGUUUAUUUAGGCCUUGGCACGAUAAUAUUUUCCUUUUUCCUUGAUGAUCUUAAAGGGAAGAAAACAAAUCCGAUGAUCGAUGCUAUGUAUUUCUCUGUUGUGACUAUGACCACUGUCGGAGGAUACGGGGACCUCGAGCCUAAUACUACCUUUAUUAAGGUAGUUGUCUGCAUUUUUGUUUUAAUAGGAAUGGCUCUAAUGGGAUUGAUAUCGAGCAAAAUAGGAGAUUACUUUGUAGAGAAGCUGGAAAUUAUGCUUGUUAAUGCCCAAAAUAACAAGCAGGAAAAAGGUUCUUCAUCUAAAACUAUGAUGAGGUUAGGAAUUAGCGAAGAGAUGUUCAAUUGCCUUAUAGCCAUGGGCAUUCUUUCAGCGCUUAUGAUGGUUGGAACCAUGUUCUUAUUUGCAAUUGAAGAUUUAAACAUGAUCGAUGCCCUUUUUUGUGUCUGUUCAACUGUCUCGACCUUGGGUUAUGGAGAUAAGAGCUUCUCUACCAAAGGUGGUCGCCUUUUUGGUGUAGUUUGGAUACUGAGCACUACUUUCGGUUUAGGCCAGUUUUUUCUCUAUGUUGCUGAGACAUUCGUCGAAGGCAGACAAAAAGCUUUAGUUAACCGGAUUCUUAAUUGGAGGAUGGCGAAUCAAGAUGUUGAAGCUGUUCAUGUUGAUGUUGAUGAAGUUGCUGGGGCUGCUGAGUUCAUUAUCUCUAAGCUCAAAGAGAGAGGGAAGAUUAACCAAGAAGAUAUUUCACGUGCAGUGAAGGAGUUUGAGGACCUUGAUGUUGCUAAAUCUGGAUUCUUGUCAGUAUCUGAUUUAAUGCCUGCUAAAACAACUCAAACAAAGAGGUGAAUUGGUUUAUCAGCAAGAGGUUCUUGGCUUUGUAGAAUUAUAUAAAUUUCAUGUCAAGGGUUAUCUUAUUUUGGUAGUUUGCUUUUCAGUCCUCGAUGUCCCUCCAAUGUUGGAGAUCUUCUAGAGGCAAGCCUGUCGAAUUUAGUCAUUUGUAAUGGGAAUAAUGUUUUUUUUUUUUUUUUCCUAUUUUUAAGAUAUUUCAUAAUUUGUGUUUAUUAAUA